AUGACAAAAGGGCGAAGUAAAAAAAGUGGGGCUGGAAAGAAAAAGAAGCAAAAAAAGUCAGAUGUAGCCUCAGGCUCUAAUUCAAACCGUGAUACAGAUAUGAUCAUCUCGGAAGCUUUGUCCCUGCUUGAGGAAAAACAUCAACCUGAAGAUGCGUUGAAGUUGCUUGAAUCUGUGGAUUAUAAAGGACACAGAAAAUAUUGGAUGCUCCAAGUUGAAAGUUUGGUGCACUUGAACCUACAUGAUAAGGCAUUUGAGAGUGCACUUCAACUUGAAGAACAACGUAAAUCUAUUGAUCGGCCCUUGGUUUUGGGUUGUUUGGGGUAA
Molecule: messenger RNA, 327 nt
Organism: Striga asiatica
Lineage: Eukaryota; Viridiplantae; Streptophyta; Magnoliopsida; Lamiales; Orobanchaceae
Source: the annotation of a GenBank genome assembly